Messenger RNA from Cloeon dipterum, 991 nucleotides. It is a transcript of the gene EloB, whose product is annotated as elongin B. Bases 157 to 510 code for a protein of 117 amino acids. Lineage: Eukaryota; Metazoa; Arthropoda; Insecta; Ephemeroptera; Baetidae. The transcript is spliced from 4 exons. Gene Ontology annotation, molecular function: protein binding. The record is from RefSeq and is a predicted model, not a curated record. Gene Ontology annotation, biological process: transcription elongation by RNA polymerase II. Gene Ontology annotation, cellular component: elongin complex; VCB complex.
AGCUAGAGCUAUUCAAGAGAGAAGAGAGAAGGAGAAAUCGCGUUGUAAACACAAGUCACAUCAGUCCAAAAUUUGUGCUGAAUCUAGCUGAGCAACCUGCGACUAACGUCAAUUUAGUUCCUCCAUCUGCUUAGUACUUUGCUUUCAAUUGUUAAAAUGGACGUGUUCCUGGUCAUUCGCAGAAAAAAGACAACCAUCUUCACAGACUGCAAGGAUAGUGCGACAGUCCUGGAACUCAAAAAGAUUGUCGAGGGUAUCACAAAGGUGCCUCCAGCAGACCAAAGGUUGUACACAACCAACUCUGCUAUCAUGGAAGAUGCCAAAACUCUCCAGGACUACGGGUUUAAUGCUACCACUUCAAAGGCCCAGAAUCCCACUUCCAUUGGACUGACAUUCAGGUUGAGUUCCGGAGAGUUCGAAGAUUUGGAACUGUGUCCUUACUCAACUCCACCUGAGCUGCCUGAUGUAAUGAAGUCGCAGGAUGCUAAUGGACAAGAACAAGCUGCGUAAAUCGUAUUUAAACUUCGAAUUCCCCUGCUUUUGAUAAGUUAAAUUCAUCAAAAAAAUUGUUAUCAAUAUUUAUUAGCAGCUUGAUGAGAUGCAAGGGGAAAAUUUCACGGGAAAGUGCUUUUCAAAUUUCAGAUCCAAAUUUUACCUGUUUUAAUCGCUUCAGAAGUAAAUUUCUCAAUAUGUUUAUAAUUUGCAUUUUACGUUUCCAGUAAUAUUCACCUUCUCUUUGAGAACACACGAAAAUAAUAAUAGAAUUGACACGAAUUGUGGUCAUAUUGGUGUAAGCCUGAUGUGUUGGCGAUUGUUAGUUAUGUAAAGGAUGUCGGUCAAUACAUUCUCAAAGACAAAAAUUUGAAGACCAAUGAAUGAUUUGAAGUCGUUGGAUCUUUUAAAUUGUUUCAACUAUUAUUAAGGUAAAAUGAGAUUUUCAGUGGUCUGGCUAAACAAACUAAUUACAAUAAAGGAGUUUCUUACAUCAUCA